Messenger RNA from Funneliformis geosporum, 632 nucleotides. NCBI's taxonomy places the organism in Eukaryota, Fungi, Glomeromycota, Glomeromycetes, Glomerales, Glomeraceae. The record is from the annotation of a GenBank genome assembly.
AUGGCGAAGGGAUCUAAUGUAGUCAAAUAUUUCUCACCAUAUUUUUUUGUGUUGAUAGAGGGAUUACCUGAGUUAUUUGUUACAAGUUUGCUUUGGCAAGUUAUGGAAUUUAACAGAACCAUAAUCGCUACACUCAAUGAAGAAACCAAGACUCAACAUGAAAUUUUGACGAGAGAGCUAUUCAUCGAGAUGUUAAUUCGGGAAUCUAAAUUAAAUAAUAGUAAUUCUUUUGAGUCAUCCGAUAUUCCUUCAGAUUUUAUAACCUUAGUCACUACUGAUUUUAUUAAUAAUAUUGAUGAAUCUAACGAGAAAGCAGAACUUGGAAUCUCCAAUUCAUCUUCUAUUACCAAUAAAAACAAACUUAUAUGGAUAAGUUUUGGGAGGUGGUUUGGGAUGAAAGAACUGAUUAAACAGAGAGAUAUACGUCGACAUCUAAAACAAAAAUGGAAGAGACUUCAACACGCUCUAGAUUUGCAAAAUGAUGCGAAUCUACAAGUUAUCACAAAGAUGAUUACUGCGUGUAUUACCCUAAAUCUGGAGUGUGUUGUGGAUAUGGAUAACAAAACGUUAAUUCAUCUGGAGUUUCUAGAUAAUCUAGGUGCCGUUAUCAAAGCAACCGAAGCUAUUAAUUU